This is a messenger RNA of Priapulus caudatus, 1332 nucleotides long. RefSeq names its product omega-agatoxin-Aa4b-like. Gene Ontology annotation, molecular function: ion channel inhibitor activity. The transcript is spliced from 4 exons. Lineage: Eukaryota; Metazoa; Priapulida; Priapulimorpha; Priapulimorphida; Priapulidae. Gene Ontology annotation, cellular component: extracellular region. The record is from RefSeq and is a predicted model, not a curated record. Bases 86 to 361 code for a protein of 91 amino acids.
GCAUCGCCGAGUCGAUCGAAGAUCUCUCGCUCUCCGAGAUUCCACAUCUGACACGGGACGUGGUCACACUACAGACAGACUCAAGAUGCAGAGAAUCUUCGCAGCUUUCCUCGCUCUGGUGCUCCUUGUUGCCGUGGUCGCAUCAGUACCACUCGACGAGGAGGAGAACGCUUUGCCAGACCAAGAGGAUCUGAUGGCGCUCGAAACUUACCUACAAAACAUAGACAAGCGGAGUUGCAUGACAAGAGGUCGCUGCAGCUAUUCGCGUAAUGACUGCUGCCGAGGAUAUAUCUGCAAAUGCAAUCUCUUCAAGCAAAACUGCAAGUGCGAACGUAAAGGAAUCUUCGGCUGGGGGAAAUAAAAUCGCAAAUAAAAUUCCAAAGUAACGACCUGUUUGUCGCGAUGCAGACAUGAUAUUCGAAAGGUAUUUUGUAAAACACUCGUGUAAACUCGGAUGUCUUCGUGCCUUCACGCCUAAACACAUGCAAACCACAGACAGUAAUCAACAUAAAACACGAGAAUGUGAUCUCACCCCAUUCUUAUCUGAAUAAAACUAGAGUCAUGGAACAUUUUACAACAGCACGAAAAGUGGGGCACUUGGCACGCCAUUUAGCGUUGUCUCGGUCUUCUGUGAUUGACUGGGAUUCCUUCUAUAUCGUCUAAGUAUAGUCUAAGCCGAUGUUUAAUGUUGAAACGUGUAUGUAUAAAACGUCAAAUAAAUAUUACGUUGUAAUAUCAGAAUCUCACUGUUCUCAAACAAGUAAAAUACUUUCAAGUAAUAUCAUCCGUAAGUCCACAAACAACUUCACAGGUGUUGUGCAAAGGAACUGUCUUAAAUUAUUGAAUAAAUGGUGCGGUAUUAAACAAAUAAUGUAUUAUUAUCUACCUUUCUUGGAAUAUUCUGUUCGACCAUUUUUACAGAGUACCACCAUUGCUCCACCUAUCAGAAUAUAAUCAGUUCCGUGUAAGUACUGUCUUGAGCCUUAUACUACAGACAGGAACAGAAGGCCUUUCGGUGUUACACGUAACAACUAUAAGAUGUUAGGAUGGGGUACAUGGCUGUAAAGUUGAUUGAGCAGGAAGAUGGCUGCAAACGAAUGUCAACAGACAACUUUCACUGAAAUGUGUUGUACAGUAGAGAAUAAUAUAACGUGUUAUUUGCCUCACCUUUUAGUCGUUUCUGUGAGUGUAGCUGGAGAGUGUUUUAGUAACUUAAUAUUCCCCAAUAAGCAUCCGUGUGUAUCUUGCCCUCUUGUGUAAGUGUAGUUUUUUGUAGCUUAUCAUUUAUCGUGUGUUCAGUUGGUGUUAAUAAAUAUAGUUCUAAGACAACGA